CUAUUUUCCGUUUCUUCGACGUAGAAUAGAUCUCGAUGGAAAUGAGAAAAGAACAAGACAAGCAGUUGAGAGUGUGAGGAAAUAUCAAGAUCCGGAAAUAGAUAUGAGAAUUAAACAAUGGCAAGAAGGAACAAAAAAAGAGAAAGAUGAUCUUCUUGAUGUUCUAAUCACUUUAAAGGAUGACCAAGGAAACACUCUAUUGACAUCGGAAGAGAUUAAGGCUCAAAUUUUGGAAAUAAUGGUAGCAACAAUUGACAACCCAUCAAACGCGGUCGAAUGGGCUAUUGCUGAGAUGAUAAAUCAACCAGAGACAUUGGUAAGAGCCGUUCAAGAAUUAGACCAGGUUGUCGGAAAGAACCGGCUUGUUCAAGAAUCCGACCUGAACAAUCUCAAUUACAUUAAAGCUUGCGUUAAAGAAUCUUUUCGUCUCCAUCCAAUAGUCGCAUUCAAUCUCCCACAUGUGUCUAUCUGUGACACCAUGGUGGCUGGUUAUUUCAUACCUAAGGGUAGCCAUAUUCUUUUGAGCUGUCCAGGUCUGGGACGUAACUCUAAAAUAUGGAAUGAACCGCUUCGAUUCAAUCCUGAGCGUCACCUUAAUUAUGAUGGCUCGCAUGUGAUAUUGAAUGAUCCUGAUCUCCACCUAUUGUCAUUUAGUAUAGGUCGGCGUGGUUGUCCCGCGGUUAACCUAGGAUCCACCAUCUCAAUUAUGUUAUUGGCUCGACUUCUUCAAGGUUUCACAUGGAGCCCCCCUCCAAAUACUACUUGCAUUAAACUUUUGGAGGCUAUUGAUGAGAUGUCUCUUUCCAAGCCUCUACUAGCCCUUGCAAGUCCGCGCUUGGAUGAGAGGUUGUAUGCAUGCAUCACUUAA
Molecule: messenger RNA, 868 nt
Organism: Impatiens glandulifera
Lineage: Eukaryota; Viridiplantae; Streptophyta; Magnoliopsida; Ericales; Balsaminaceae
Product: tyrosine N-monooxygenase-like
Exons: 2
Coding region: 104-868 (254 amino acids)
Molecular function (GO): heme binding; monooxygenase activity; iron ion binding
Source: RefSeq, a predicted model, not a curated record